ACGCGGGCGAGCCCUUCGCUCUGGGUAGUGCCGCAGGCUUUACGUAACAGUGGUGGCUGGGGGGUCCCCGAACUCCCCACCCCGUCCCCAGCUGCCCUCCCAAACGCCCCCGCUCGCCUGUCGGCACCCGUCUCCGGGAGGGGAAACUGAGGCGUGGAGCUGAGAGCUGCGGGCAGGGGAGCGGAGAGCCUGAGGAGAGCCUGCAGCGAGCCCAGCCACCUCCCCGCCAUGGACGCCACGGACGUGCCCCUCCAGGCCGAGAUGGUGGAGCUGGUGCCCAAUGGGAAGCAUGCGACCGCGCUCACCGCCUCCGCCGUCCCCUCGCUGUCGGGUGACAGGUUUGAGGAGAACCAGUCUGGCACAGCGGAGAUGGAGGAGUUCCUGCCCCAUGGCGCCGAGAAGAAGCAGACGCACUUCACCGAUUUCGAAGGGAAGACGUCUUUUGGGAUGUCCGUCUUCAACCUGAGCAAUGCGAUCAUGGGCAGCGGCAUCCUGGGGCUGGCCUAUGCCAUGGCCAACACCGGCAUCAUCCUCUUCCUCUUCCUCCUGACGGCGGUGGCCCUGCUCUCCAGCUACUCCAUCCACCUGCUGCUCAAGUCCUCGGGCAUCGUGGGCAUCCGCGCCUACGAGCAGCUGGGCUACCGAGCCUUCGGCACGCCGGGGAAGCUGGCCGCGGCCAUUGCCAUCACGCUGCAGAACAUCGGAGCCAUGUCCAGCUACCUGUACAUUGUCAAAUCCGAAGUGCCUCUCGUCAUCCAGACCUUCCUCAACCUGGAGGAGAAGACCACGGACUGGUACAUGAACGGGAACUACCUGGUGAUCCUGGUUUCCGUCACCAUUAUCCUGCCCCUGGCCCUCAUGAAGCAGCUGGGCUACCUCGGCUACGCCAGUGGCUUCUCCCUCAGCUGUAUGGGCUUCUUCCUCAUCUCGGUCAUCUACAAGAAGUUCCAGAUCCCCUGCCCGCUCCCCGAGCAGGAGGGGAACCUCACGGGCAGCCUCAAUGUCACCCCUGUCAGCACCAGUGACUACCAGAAUGGCUACACCGUCCUCCAGGCGCCUGACCAGGGCACCUGCACCCCCAGCUUCUUCACCCUGAACUCCCAGACGGCGUACACCAUCCCCAUCAUGGCCUUCGCCUUCGUCUGCCACCCCGAGGUCCUGCCCAUCUACACCGAGUUGAAGAACCCCUCUAAGAAGAAGAUGCAGUGCAUCUCCAACAUCUCCAUCAUGGUCAUGUACCUCAUGUACUUCUUGGCCGCCCUCUUCGGCUACCUCACGUUCUACGGCCGGGUGGAGUCGGAGCUGCUGCACACGUACAACAAAGUGGACCCCUUCGACGUGCUCAUCCUGUGCGUGCGGGUGGCCGUGCUGACGGCUGUCACCCUCACCGUCCCCAUCGUCCUCUUCCCGGUGCGCCGGGCCAUCCAGCAGAUGCUGUUCCAAGGAAAGGACUUCAGCUGGAUCCGCCACGUCACCAUUGCCGUGGUCCUGCUGACCUUCAUCAACCUCUUGGUCAUCUUCGCCCCCUCCAUCCUUGGCAUCUUCGGCAUGAUCGGUGCCACCUCCGCUCCCUGCCUCAUCUUCAUCUUCCCCGCCAUCUUCUACAUCCGCAUCAUGCCCAAGGACAAGGAGCCGCUGCGCUCCACCCCCAAAAUCUUGGCUGCCUGCUUCGCCCUCCUCGGGGUGCUCUUCAUGGUCAUGAGCUUGAGCUUCAUCAUCAUCGACUGGGCCACAGGGGGGGAAGAGCGGCGGCAGCCACUAGCCAGCACCAGGUGCCCACGCCAACCUUCCCCCCACCCACCGGUGCCCCAGGGAGAGCCGGCCCCGGGCUCAGCCCCCGUGCCGUGGCCCUGCCGGGCUUCCCUGGGGACCUUCCGCCGUCGCUGCCCAUCACCCGCGGCGGUGGUGAGGGGGCAUGAGCCACGGCAGGUGCGGGGACCCCCCCGACCUGUGCCCGGGAUGGGGCAGCGAGCCCGGGGCAGGUGCUGUGCCCCCACCCCGCUCCAGCGGGUACCUUUCCUGCUCCGCGCCUCAGUUUCCCCAUCUGUAAAAUGGGGAGAAUAAUACUGCCCUACCUCACCGGGAGCUGGCUGUCAGGUGGAGGUCGUCUCUGCACACCCAGAGCCGCCAGCAGCGGGCACUGCCAGGGGCGCGGGGCACUGCCCACCGUGGGGGCCGAGGACCAGGGCACUUUUCUGGCCACCCCAGACAGCAUCAAGAGCCCUGACGAACAGUGUCUACGGGGGGCUGGAGUCUAGCGGGGUAGUCGGACCUGUGGCAGUGCCCAUGCCCAAGCCACCCACCCUCUUCCCCUGCCAUCCCCCCGGUCCCUGGCGAGAUGCCACCCCACUGCUGCGACAUCACGGGGGCACCCCGGCCCCCGCGGGCAAGUGUGGUCCUGCCACCGCGGCUGGCCGUACCCAGCCCGCUGCUCUUGAGCCUGCCGGGGGAACAGUUGGCUCUCGGUGCCCACGGAUGGGACGCCGGUGACCCCCAGGUCAUGCUUGGGGACUGGCCGCAUCGCUUUGGGGAGGUGGCAUGCCCACCGGGGGCUUGGUGCCCGCUGGCAUCCUGCCCAUGCUGUGGCUUGGCUGCCCGGGGCCUGGCCCCCCCAAGGGGUGCAGGUAGGGGGCUGGGAGCAGUGCUCACUGGGGACCAGCUCAGGGCUCUGGAGCCACCCCCCUGUCUGCAUGCCCAGAUGCCAGGGUGAUGGGCACCCCCACAACCCAAGCUGGCCCUGCUUGCCUUGCACCCAGGGCAAGCACCCAGGCCCCCCGCAGCCCUCUCCCAGUCACCCACCCACCCAUCCAUCCAUCCAUCCAUCCAUCCGUGCUGCUGGGAUGCCCCACACCAUGCCAAAACCCAGAGAGCAGCUCUCCCACCCCCCCACCUCCCUUCCCAGCAUGGGGGGGCAACCCGGCAGGGUGGGCAGCACAUCUGGGGGGGGCUGUCCUGCGGCAAAGUACAUAAGAGACGUAUUUUUUUACCAGGGUGGUGGAGGCUGGGAUGCUUUUUAUAAAUACUGUAUAUAAGAGUAGAUCUUUUUUAAUGUGUUGUGUUGCUCUGGGUAGCUCUGUAUAAUGUACAUAUCUAUAUGGGGGGGGGGGGGCCGCGACCCUGCACCAGUGAGGGGCACCGCUGCGGACCCUCACCGUCGCACCGGGGCUGUCGGCUGCAGCGCGUCCCCGGCGUCCCUGUCCCCAGCCCGGCUGCCCCGUGGCCACCCCUGCGCCAUGCUGGGGGGCGACGCUUUUAAAUUAUCCGUGGGGGCGAUGCCUGUGCUGGCGAGGAGGCCGGCCGGCAAAGCCCCUGGCAGUGAGAAUAAAGAUGUGAACGUG
Molecule: messenger RNA, 3338 nt
Organism: Harpia harpyja (harpy eagle)
Lineage: Eukaryota; Metazoa; Chordata; Aves; Accipitriformes; Accipitridae
Product: sodium-coupled neutral amino acid transporter 3-like
Biological process (GO): L-glutamine transport; histidine transport; amino acid transmembrane transport
Molecular function (GO): L-glutamine transmembrane transporter activity; L-histidine transmembrane transporter activity; L-asparagine transmembrane transporter activity
Source: RefSeq, a predicted model, not a curated record